AUGGCAAAGACGUUAGCAAUAGUCUUCGGUGAGGAAUCAUGUGGUAUAUCUAAUAUUAUGAAGGAUAAUGCUGAUAUAAGGAGGAAGAAUAACAUGAUCAUACCAUUAAAUGAUGAUGAUAAGGCUUCCCUUACCAAUGGGCAUCAUGAUGAUGAGGAGGAGGAGGGGUAUCAUCAUGAUGAGGAGGAGGAGGGUUUACCUUACAUUUCCUCUAUUCAUCAUCCUGCUUCUGCUGCUGCUUCUGCUGUUGCUACUGUGGUCAUCAGUAUGAUCUCACCAUCAUCCUCCUUAUCCACCUCUAGUGCAUUGGCCGCACGAAAAGCUGAGUUGGCAGGAGUACGAUGUAAAUUACCAGUACAUAAAUAUGAGGAUACUAUAGUAACAUCAGUUGUUAAUAAUAAUGUUACAAUAUUAGUUGGGGAUACAGGGUCUGGUAAAACUACACAGGUACCACAAUACCUAUAUAAGUAUAGGAAUAAGAUAACUAAUAAACAGUUCCGUGAGGUUAUAACACAACCACGUAGAGUAGCAGCUACUACUGUAGCUAGUAGAGUAGCUGAGGAAAUGGGUACUAUAUUAGGGGAAGGUGUGGUAGGAUAUGCAGUAAGAUUUGAUGAUAAUACUAAUCAUCGUACUAGGAUCAAGUUCUGUACAGAUGGUAUAUUACUAAGGGAGGCAGUAGUAGAUCCAACAUUAUCUAGAUAUACUGUUGUUAUUAUUGAUGAGAUACAUGAGAGAUCACUAUACACUGAUACAGUAUUAGGUUUAGUAUCUAAUGCACUAGUAGAUGUGAAGUUGAGGGAUAAUAUUAAAGUGGUACUCAUGUCUGCUACUGUAGUAGCUGAUAAGUUUAAAGAAUAUUUCCUACAUUCAGGAUGUAGUGUGAAUACAGUAGUAGUACCUGGUAGGACAUAUCCUGUUGCACUCUAUUAUACUCCUACACCGGAAGUAGACUUCUUAGAGGCUGCCCAACUCACUAUUAUACAGAUAUUACUUGGUAUAGAGGAUGAUAAUCUUAUUCAUGGAAGGAGUAGAAGAGAUGGGGAUAUAUUGGUAUUCCUACCUGGUGUUGAUAAUAUAUUAUCAUUACAUGCAUCAUUAGAACGAGUGUUACCUACUUUAAAGGGACUAUGUACUGACAAUAAUAAUAACACAGAGCUUAAAAUAAAGAUAUGCGAUCUAUACAGUAGUCAGAGUAGAGAUAAACAGAAGGAUGCUUUUAUACCAUCAGGAGUUAAUGAAAUUAAGAUAAUAUUAUCAACUAAUAUUGCUGAAACAUCAGUAACUAUAUCUGGUGUUACUACUGUUAUUGAUACUGGAUUGGCUAAGACAAGAGUAUUCGAUACUCUACGUAUAUCCCCUAUAUCAAAAGCAUCAGCUUCACAAAGGAGUGGUAGGGCUGGUAGGGAAAGACCUGGUGUAUGCUAUAGACUGUAUCCCGAGAUAGCAUAUGAAAAGGAGAUGAUACAACAUAGUAUACCUGAGAUAUUAAGGAGUGAUAUGUCCUAUGUAUUACUACAAUUACUAGCUAUGGGUGUAGUAGGAGGAGAAGGAGUAGGAGUAUGUCAUAAUCUUAUUGAUUUCCCAUUUGUUGAUAAACCUUCACCAAAGAGGAUAAGAAUGGCAUCACGUUUAUUACGACGUAUUGGUGCUAUUGGAUCGGAUCUAUCAUCACCAAUACUAACAUCUAAAGGGAGAAGGAUGGCUCAAUAUCCACUAGAACCACUUAUUAGUAAUAUACUCGUUACAGAGGAGGAGAUGAAGGGAAAGGACGAGGACAACAACAACUGUCUAGCUGAGGGAAUAUUAGAGAAUCUAAGAACUCUACUGCAUGGUUUAUGGGACUCGAUACACGAUCAAAUGAUCGGAUCUCAUCAUCAUCACCUAGUAGUAGUAAAGGAGAUCAUGUAUGUCUAG
Messenger RNA from Perkinsus marinus ATCC 50983, 1917 nucleotides. Its product is annotated as ATP-dependent RNA helicase, putative. The record is from RefSeq and is a predicted model, not a curated record. Gene Ontology annotation, biological process: positive regulation of transcription by RNA polymerase I. NCBI's taxonomy places the organism in Eukaryota, Perkinsozoa, Perkinsida, Perkinsidae. Gene Ontology annotation, cellular component: nucleolus; intracellular anatomical structure. Gene Ontology annotation, molecular function: RNA binding; ATP binding. The transcript has 18 exons. Bases 1 to 1917 code for a protein of 638 amino acids.